Messenger RNA from Phaedon cochleariae (mustard beetle), 1104 nucleotides. Lineage: Eukaryota; Metazoa; Arthropoda; Insecta; Coleoptera; Chrysomelidae. The record is from the annotation of a GenBank genome assembly.
UAAUAAUGUAGUGUCGAGUAGAGAUUGUUCUGUAGUAAGUGUUGAGUGUCCGAUGAUUGACAGUGCCAGACUCGUAGUACUUGAAAAAAACCGGGAUUUCGGCCGAAACCCUGACUAUACGGUCCUUUCGGAACGUGAUAGUGAAAGGUCCUCCACCCAAAGCCCGCCUUGCCACAAUUGGACGAUGCAAGUGCAAGUAUAUAUAAAUGCGGCCACCACCCGACUGAAUGCAUAGUGCAUCUCGAGAAACCAUCAUGGCUUUCAAAUUCGUCGUUUUCGCUGCCUUCGUAGCUGUCACCCGCGCCGGACUUCUCCCAGCCUACUCAUCACCUCUGGCAUACGCUGCCCCAGCAGUAGCCAAAGUAGCCUACUCUUCGGCCCCAGCAGUGUCCUACUCGAGUGUCUCCAGCCCUCUGAUCGCCAAAGUUGCCGCCCCAGUCGCAUACGCCUCCCCAGCCGUGUCCUAUGCCUCCCCAGCACUGUCCUACGCCUCCCCAGCUCUGUCCUACGCUGCCCCAGCUCUGUCCUACGCCGCCCCAGCGCUCAAAGUGGCUACUCCAGCUGUGUCCUACGCCCCAGCUCUGUCCUACGCUGCCCCAGCGCUGAAAGUGGCUGCACCAGCAUUGUCCUACGCAUCCCCAGCGCUGUCCUACGCUGCCCCAGUAGCGAAGGCCAUCGUCGCUGAACCAUCGGCGCCUGCCCAAUACGAUUUCGGGUACGCUGUCAGUGACCCUCACACCGGAGACAGCAAGAGCCAACAAGAGUCUCGCCGUGGCGAUGCCGUUCAGGGCAGCUACUCCCUCAUCGAAGCUGAUGGUAGUAGACGUACCGUGGAUUACACUGCUGACGCUCACAACGGUUUCAACGCUGUGGUGCGCAGGGAACCGGCAGCUGUUCACGUCAAAGCUGUGGCACCUGUUCACGGUUAUGCUGCCCCAGUUGCCCACGGUUAUGCUGCCCCGCUCGUUCAAGGUUAUGCUGCUCCUGUCAGCCACGGGGUGGUCGGUCCAGCUUACUACCACUAGGAUGUCGCGGAUGGGUUGAUUUGUUUUGCGUGUUUGUUGCUCAUGAAUUAUUUAUUGCCAAAUACAACUUUUAGUAAAA